Messenger RNA from Coffea arabica (coffee), 3969 nucleotides. RefSeq lists its product as uncharacterized. NCBI's taxonomy places the organism in Eukaryota, Viridiplantae, Streptophyta, Magnoliopsida, Gentianales, Rubiaceae. The record is from RefSeq and is a predicted model, not a curated record.
AUGGAUUGUUGCAUGUUCAAUCAUUGGGGUUCUGUUUGGAUUUUCUACCGGUCAUUGUUUACGUGUCAGAUUACAGGGGAGUCUCCCCAACAUAUAACUAUUAGAGUACAAUCUCAUCUUUUCCAAGACUCCAUUAUUUUGUCUUGUAUACACGCGAAGUGUACGCAGCAGGACAGAGAGGAUUUGUGGAAUGCACUUUUGCAGGAUAAACCCGCCUUCAAUCCUUGGUUUUUGGUGGGGGAUUUCAAUGUGGUCACAAAUACAGAGGAGAAGAGGGGUGGAUUGCCAUUUAGACCGUCGGAGGGAUCAGACUUUCUGAAUUUUAUGGCGCUAGCUGGUGUCAGUGAUGCGGGAUUCUCUGGGUCAAGGUUUACAUGGUGUAAUAAUCGUUCGGGAACGGCGCGGAUCUGGAAGCGUCUGGAUCGCUUACUUCUGUGUGGGAGUGCAAUGGAGCUACCGUACCAAUUCAUGGUGCAACAUUUAGGCCGUGACCCGUCGGAUCAUGCUCCCUUGUUGCUAUCGGUGGAUACGAGGCUAGACAAUAAACCCAAGCCGUUUCGUUUCUUAAACAUCUGGACCACUCAUCCUGAUUUUCUGGGGGUUAUCAAGGACUGUUGGGUUCAUCCAGUCAAUGGCUCUCCUUUGCAAGUAUUGGCAUCGAAGUUGAGGAAUGUUAAAAAUGCCCUCAAGCAGUGGUCUAGGACGACAUUCGGGGAUAUUUUUGAAGGGGUACGUAGUGCAGAGCGUGUGGUAACCGAGUCUGAGACAGCAUACGACCUCGAUCCUACUGAGCAGCGACGGAGCGAGUUACAUCAUGCUCGGGCUCGAUUGCGCCGAGCGCUUGUAGUUGAGGAGGGUUUUUGGAGACAAAAGGCGCGGGUUAAGUGGCUUUCGGACGGAGAUAGGAACACCAAAUAUUUCCACUCCUUGGUUACGGAAAGGAGACGUAGGGCAGUAAUUCAUCGAGUCAGGGGUACUGCUGGAGAGUGGAUCGAGGGGGAAUGCCAAAUUGGGGAGGCAGCGGUGGGUUUCUUUAAGGAUCUUUUCACGGCAGAGGGGGAUCUUCCCUCCCUUACCGGUCUGGAGAUCAUACCUAAACUGAUAACAGACCAGGAAAACUCACGGUUAACGGACAUUCCAUCUCUUACAGAAGUUAAAGACAUAGUCUUUGCUAUGGAUGGAGAGAGCGCAGCCGGCCCGGACGGGUUUACAGGGAAAUUCUUUACCUUUGCUUGGGAGGUAGUGGCAUCGGAUUUAUACCGGGCGGUUGUCAGCUUUUUCUGCGGUGCUGAACUACCUAGGAGUAUCACGGCUACCUCAAUUGUGUUGCUGCCAAAAGUGGAGAACCCCCAAGAUUUUAAGCAUUUUCGUCCAAUCAGUCUGUGCAACUUUACUAACAAAAUCAUCUCCAAGCUGUUAUCGGCAAGGUUGGCGAUGAUAUUACCCCGGAUUAUAUCUCCACAGCAAAGCGGGUUUGUCCAAGGGAGGCAGAUUACAGAUAAUUUCUUGUUAGCUCAGGAGUUAGUAGCCGAUAUCGGGAAAUCAAAUCGGGGUGGCAAUGUGGUCAUCAAGUUAGACAUGAUGAAGGCUUAUGAUAAAGUCUCAUGGCCCUUUCUCCUACAGGUGCUACGAUAUUUCGGAUUCAGUGAGACCUGGAUAGACAUGAUUUGGCGCUUAAUAUCGAAUGUGUGGUUCUCGGUACUUGUUAAUGGUGGUUCAAACGGCUUUUUCAGAUCUUCACGGGGUUUACGGCAAGGGGAUCCAAUUUCACCAGCCUUAUUCGUUAUCGGAGCUGAGGUGCUGUCUAGAACCCUCAACACGCUACCCACACAAAGAGGAUUUACUCCGUUCAAAGUUCCUCCUCAUUGUUCUAUAAUUACGCAUUUGGCAUUCGCCGAUGACGUGAUUAUCUUUUCCAGUGGGGCCAAGUCAUCCCUACGUCUGAUUAAACGGGUUUUGGAUGAUUAUAAUGAGGCAUCAGGUCAGCGAAUCAACCCUCAGAAGAGUUGUUUCCUUACUCAUCCACGGGCACCAUCUCAGAGGGCAGCGGUUGUUAACCAGAUACUAGGGUAUAAUAAACGCGACUUUCCAAUACGGUACCUUGGUUGUCCCUUGUAUACCGGAAGGAGCAAGAAGGUUUACUAUACGGAUAUAUACAAUGCGGUGGCGAAUCGGAUUUUGAGUUGGAAAAACCAGAUAUUAUCGCUAGGAGGCAGGGUGGUGUUGAUUCAGAGCGUGUUAUCCUCUAUGCCAAUUCACUUGCUGGCAGCCGCGUCCCCUCCAAAAGGGAUGUUGAUGGUCAUAGAGAAAUUGUUCGCCAAGUUCUUGUGGGGAUCUUCGAAUUUCGGGGAUAAAUUCCAUUGGAUACGUUGGGCAGAUUUGUGUCGGCCGAAGGAUGAAGGGGGUGUAGGCCUGCGGGGUUUGAAACAGGUCUACGACUCAUUUUCCAUUAAACUCUGGUGGAAAUUUCGACAACAACAAUCAUUAUGGGCAAAGUUUAUGUCCCAGAAGUAUUGUGCAGGUCAUCACCCUUGUCUUGCUGAUAUUGGGCAUCCGGGAUCCCAAGUUUGGCAGAGGAUGGUUACAAUGCAGCGUUUUGGGGAGGAUAAUAUUAGCUGGGUAGUUCGGGAGGGGGCUUUGGACUUUUGGCAUGAUAAUUGGAUGGGGUCAGGUGCGCUUUGUGACAAGGUUGAGGUCUUCCAUGAUCAUUCGGUGGUUGAUUUUGUAGAUCGGCGGGCUUGGAAUGUGGACAUGCUCCAUCAAUUCUUGGAUGGAGAAUUGGUUACGCAGGUUUUGGAGAUUGACCCUCCUACCGAUAGGGGAAAUGAUACAAUGGUAUGGGCAUUGACGAACUCGGGUGUUUUUUCCACUGCAUCGGCUUACUCAUUGAUCCGUCAAUCCAAUGACAAUUCUUGGCUUUUUGGUCGUAUAUGGCAGCAGGGUCUUCCAGUCAAGGUUUCUUUCUUUAUGCUGCGACUACUACAGGGGAGGCUCCCUCUUAUGGAUCGCCUAAAGAGGUUUGGGGUUUGUGGCCCAUCUAGAUGCUUGUGUUGUCAGAAUCCCCAGGAGGAGGAUUUGAAUCAUGUGUUUUGCUCAGGAGAAGGGGCACGAUUGGUCUGGCGACACUUCGAGAGUACUGCUGGUGAGUUUAGUGGGGUGCAUACGGUGCGUCAUAUGGUGUGGUCUUGUUGGUUAAGGAGGGGGACUAAUGAUCGUGUAAAGUUUUUGCAUAAUAUACUUCCUUCGGUGGUAUGCUGGGUUUUAUGGAAGGCUAGGAAUGAAGGGGUGUUUGAAGGUCGGAAGAUGAGGAUCAGGCCUACGGUGAAUCGGAUUGUUCAGUUUCUGCAUGAUUUCCUUCAGUCACGGUUCCCGGGGGUGCAGCCUUCUGCCCCUACAUGGGAAGGGUUGCUUCUCGAAUUAGGUAGUCAUCAAAGGCGGAUGGUUAUUAGGCCAGUUUACUGGGUAACUCCACGUAGAGGCUAUAAGUUGAAUUCAGAUGGAUGUUCUCGGGGGAACCCAGGAAGGAGUGGGGGGGGUGGGCUUGUGCGGGAUAGUCGAGGAAAUUUUGUAUUCGGCUACGCGGAGCCCUUCGGGGUGAUAACCAGCAUGCAGGCAGAACUUCGAGCGUUGCUAUGGGGCGUUAGACAUUGUGUGAUUCGAGGGUGCUUGGAGUUACACUUAGAGGCGGAUUCUCUCACCCUGGUUCACAUUGUUCAAGGGACUAGUGCUUGUCCUUGGCGUUUACAGAGAGAUCUGGAUGAGUUGAUGAUGUUCAAGCAAUAUUUCACAUCGAUCACACACUGCUACAGGGAAGCAAACGCACCUGCAGAUCAUUUGGCAAAUUUUGGUGCUGAUUCUAGUGCAGGUCAUGUGUUUAAUACAUUCUCAGAAUUGCCGCAAUUGGUUAGGGGGGCUAUUAGAUUAGAUCGAUUAGGAUUUCCUACGUUUCGUACACGGUGUCUGGCAUGA